AUGGGAAACAACACACGCAGAAUGCCAUUGAGUUGUACGGCACGAGCACUAAAAUUCUCAUUAUUCAUAUUCAAUUUAGUGUUUCUGCUCUGCGGUCUGAUAUGUCUUGGUAUUGGAACAUGGCUGGUCCUGGACAAGUAUGCAAUUGACAAUUUGGCUUUCGCCACUGCUAAAGUUCAAGGAUACGAUCAAGAUGCCGGGUUGAGAGAUUUGGCCACAAAACCGACCGCAGUUCGUCAAUUCGGAUAUCUUCUUUUUGGUGGUGGUUUGAUUGUGAUCAUAGUAGCUUUCUUAGGAUGUUGUGGAGCAGCGAAAGAGUGGAGACCGCUGUUAUGCUGUUACUCUUCAUGCCUAAUGCUGAUUCUUGCCAUUCAAAUCGCUGCCACAAUCUACGCUUUCCUUCACAGUCACAUGUUCGAAAACGACUUCCGAGAUAUUUUACAUUCUUCGUUGAAAAUGUACAAUGGAACGGAUAACAUGAAAGUCACAAGUGAUGGACAGGACGGACUGUUGGUGAAAACUGCAUGGGACAAAAUUAUGAUUGAGAAAUCUUGCUGCGGAGUUGAUUCCAAAAUCGGAGAGUUCAACAGUUCCGGCUGGUACCAUUUGAACAAAGGACGAUAUCAGUUCCCUCCAGCAUGCUGUCCGUCCGAUGAGCACGGCAGACUUCGACCAUACUGUAACACUAUUAUGAGACAUUCUCACGGUUGUAUAACACCGCUAUAUCGUGAACAUCAAAUUCAUUUGUCUGCUAUUUCUUCUAUUCUUGUCGUUUUGACGAUUCUCGGCGUUUGCCUAUUGUUUGUUGGCAUCCAAUUGUUCCGUCGAGUUCGAAUCGAGAUGCUUUCCUACUUCUGA
Messenger RNA from Caenorhabditis briggsae, 858 nucleotides. RefSeq names its product Protein CBR-TSP-11 (gene Cbr-tsp-11). Bases 1 to 858 code for a protein of 285 amino acids. The record is from RefSeq and is a predicted model, not a curated record. The transcript is spliced from 9 exons. NCBI's taxonomy places the organism in Eukaryota, Metazoa, Nematoda, Chromadorea, Rhabditida, Rhabditidae. Gene Ontology annotation, cellular component: membrane.